GACGAGAUCCACCCGGGAGGGCAGCGGGUCAUGGAGCUCGUGGGGGCGCAGCAGCAGGGGCCUGCCGGGCGGAAGAGGGUGCCCAACCGGGACAGGCCCACGGCCGAGGACGACGCCCUGAACCAGAUCGCUCGCGAGUGGCUGUAGAGACUCUGAUUUGAGACCCUGCUCGGCACCCUGUAAUUAGAAACAUAGAAACAGAGCGAGUCAGAAGGGGCCUCCUGGACCAUCUAGUCUGACCCCCCCCCCCCAUCUCCAGCCAGCUCCACGCAUGAAAUGCCUUCCAUGUGCAACACGCUGAAGCAAGGCUUGCUGCAAAGCGUGCAGCUCGAGCUGAGGCACGAGAAAUCCGAAUGAAGGAACUAGAAAGGCAGCAAAAAGAGAUCUAUCAAGUUCAAAAGAAAUAUUAUGGUUUGGAUACAAAGUUUGGCGACAUCGAACAGUGGAUGGAAGACAGUGAACGUUACACCCAUAAAUCCAGAAGAAAUACCUCGGCUUCAGAUGAGGAUGAGCGCAUGUCUGUGGGUAGCCGUGGAAGCCUGAGGCAGACAAAUGGUUACGAAGAAGACAUGUAUGGUUCAUCCCAGAUUAGAAAACCUAGUAGGGCUUCCUGCUACUCUGACCUUAGUCUUCAUUGCAAUGAUUUUCCUUCCCAUUCCCAGCCUUCAUCCCAAAAUGGAAAUCGGCCCUCCUUGUUGUACAGUGAUGCUCUGACAGCUAGAAGCUACAGGCAAAAAAUUCCUUUGGAACAAGCAUACAACUCUGUUCACAGAGGACAGCAUCUGCACUCAGCAGAUUUAUACCGGGCAUCUCUGUAUGAUGAGAAUUUUAACAGUGAGAAUCGUCGAUAUAGUGCUUCUAGUUCACGUCCUCCUUCGGAGUACAGUUUCUACCUUGGUUCAGGAUCUCGAGCAUCUUCUAGAGCUAGUUCUGCUCGUGCAAGUCCUGUGGUUGAAGAAAGACCUGAAAAAGACUUUGAUAAGGGAGUUCGCACUGUUUCAAGUUUAUCAGCAGCUACACUGGCCUCUCUAGGUGGAACUUCUUCCCGGCGAGGCAGUGGGGAUACCUCCAUCUCAGUUGAUACUGAAGCAUCUAUGAGAGAAAUUAAGGAUAUUCAUGAGUUAAAGGACCAGAUUCAGGAUGUAGAAGGAAAAUACAUGCAGGGAUUGAAGAAAAUGAAGGACUCUCUAGCUGAGGUUGAAGAAAAGUAUAAGAAGGCUAUGGUAUCAAAUGCUCAACUGGAUAACGAGAAAACCAAUUUCAUGUACCAAGUAGAUACCCUAAAGGAUGCAUUGUUGGAACUGGAAGAACAGCUUGCAGAAUCCAAGAGACAAUAUGAAGAAAAGAACAAAGAUUUUGAGAGGGAAAAACAUGCUCAUGCUAUUUUGCAGUUUCAGUUCAUGGAAGUAAAAGAGGCUUUGAAGCAAAGAGAAGAAUUACUUGCAGAAAUCCGACAGCUACAACAGAAACAGGAGGGCUAUGUCAGGGAAAUAUCUGAUCUUCAGGAGACAAUAGAUUGGAAAGAAAAAAAGAUAGGGGCUUUAGAGAGGCAGAAAGAGUUCUUUGAUUCCAUAAGAAGUGAGCGAGAUGAUCUUAGAGAGGAGGUGAUUGUGCUGAAGGAACAAUUGAAGCAACAUGGAAUAAUUCCCAACUCAGAAGGAGCUACCAAUGGAGAAAUCUGUAGCAGGCUUGAAAAUGAUGGACUAUCACAUUCUUCCAAGAUUGUUCCAGGGGCAAGUCACAUCUCUAAGGUACCCGGGGAUUGUACACUAGGCAGAACCAAUGAAGUGGAGAUGAAAAAUGAGAUUUUGGAGAAUGUGGGGAAAAGAGAAAUCUUGCAGAAUACUGAGCAUGAGGAACACACAGAGGAGACUAAGGAGCAGGAAAUUGUACAGGAAUGUUCGGAGAUAAAGACGCUUGCUGAUGAAAAUGCGGAGGCAGAGAAAAUCAAUGAAGGCAAAGUUUCACCAACGUUAUUAAAUAGUGGACUUGAGAAACCAGAUAAAAGUCAUUCCAAACAUGUUCCAGAAAUUUUUUAUUCUCUUGAAAAGAGUGAUGUAGUUGAACUUAGGGGUGAAAGGGGAUCACUGGGUGAUACUGUGGAAGUGGAAGAGUAUGUUGGAAAUAAAAAUGUGGUAAAUGCAGUUGGUAAUCAUAAUAAAGUAGCAGGCCUGGGCAUUGAGAGUAAUCAAGAAAUAAUUAUGGGUAUAGAAAUACUUCCCCAAGAGCAAAAUAAAGAAAAGCAAACAGAUAUUGUGGUUGAUGAGACAGAGGGCAAUAAUGAUGAAAUAUUUGAGGAAGCCUUGGAUUUUGUGAGUAACAGCCACAUGGCAACUUCUAGUCAGUUAGAAUCACCAGAACUGAUGUCAAAUAUUGAACAGAACAAAAUCGUUAAGGAUGAUUUGGAUAGACAGCUUGAUAAAGAUGAGGGAGGCAUUAUAAUAACUGAUAAAACUGAGUGGGGUAAAAAUGAGGUUGGUGGAAUUAAUGAAGAGAAUGAGAUGGCAAAUGUAGUCCUGCAGCAGGAAAUGGAUGUAGUAGCCUUUGCAGUACAACUACCAGGAAUGCCAUGCACUGGGGAACAAAAACAAGUUGAAAUUGAAGAAAUCCAGGUUCUUUCUUCAAAGCAUGAUGCAUUUGUUGAAGAGGAACAAGGUGAACAAGAAAUGGAAACAAGAGAAGAUAGUGUUGAAGACAGUCCUGUUAAAAUGGCUGAUCAGAGAGAAGCUUUGUUCAAAGCACUGGAUCCAAAUUUUGAUUCUGAGAAAUAUGAGCAAAAUGCCAUAAAAGAGGUUCAUACAGAAGAAAAUGAUGCUGAAGAUGAUUUAAGUGGAUGUCUGAACCAUGAGGAAAAGAAUGUAAACCUUGAAGAUGUUUCAGGGGAAACCAAAUCUGAAUUUAUAGAUGAUUGCAAAGCCCUGGCAAAUAUACCAAAAAUACAUGAAGAAGCUGCUGAUGACAUUCAUGAAGAAGACUAUAAUAUGACAGAAGUUAGUGACUGGCCUACAGAAAAGCAGAGUGUAGACAAACAAGAUGAAACUAUUCAGGAAUCAGCUAUAACUGCAACUGUAAUAACUGAGGAUGUUGAAAAAGUAUCCAAAGGGAAUGAAGAGGAGAAGAAUUAUGGAAAGACAGAGGGUAAAGUUCUUAAAGUUUUGAGAGAUACUGAGGAGGCAGCUUCUCUCUUGUCACAGAAGGCUGAAUUCAGUGAUCAUGAGAAAGAGCUUGACAGUGAAGAAGCUGUGGAAGAAUAUCAUGAAGCAUUUGAUUUUGAGGAAUCUUUCUCUGGAGAACCUGAAAUUACUAAAAGGAGUGAUAAUCAAGGUAAUUUAUCAGAGAACGAUAUUCACCAAACACAAGAGAAAGGUGGGGUUGAGAAAGGGGCAGAGCAAAACAUAGUCAAAGAGGUAUAUGAAAAGGAAUGUGAAGAUAAAGAAAGAAUUGUUAAAGAUAAAAAGGAGAAAACCUACCAUAUCUCACCAGAUGAGGUUGUGGAUGAUGCCGUGUUGACUGAAACUGAAAAUAUUCAGCAGUGGAAAGGAACAGAAUUUGGAGAAGAUGAACAUUUUCAGACUGCUUCUUCUGUUUCUUCAUCUUCAAAGGCACAAUGUGAAAUAUUGGAAGACACAAAUGCAGCUGUAUUAGAUCAAAUUUAUUCAAAACAAAUGACAGAAUCUACAUCAGAGCAAUUUGCAAAACAUGAAAGUUCUGUUGAUGAAGGCCAAGAGGAAGCCCUGGUAGGUAGGAAGGGUAAAGGUAAAUCUCGGGAAGACUGUGUUAUAUCAUAAACUCAGGUUGUUGCAGCAACUUAUGCACCAGCCACCAGAUAAGUUACAGAGCAAAAAGGGAUAUAUAUUAAAAUGUCAAAGACACAAUUCUUCGGCUUCUGAUUCAUUUGAAAAGAAGGGUAGAUCUAGUACCAUAAUCUAAAGCAAGAGUGGGCACUGUGAUGCCCUCCACAUGUUUCAGACAAGAAUCACCAUAAUCCCUUGCUGUUAGCCAUACUGGCUGGGUCUGAUGGGAGUUACAAAUGUCUGCAGCAUACAAGGUUGCUUUUUCUUGCUGUACAACUCAUUAGCUGUAUCAAUACUGAACACAUAUGAAGGUUGUCUUACCUCUCAGAUCGACUUAGUGUUUAUCAUAACAAAACAAAGCUAUUAAUUAUACUAAUAUCUAAUGAAGUACUUCUACUAAGUGAAUAUGGUAUUUGAUCUUUCCCAUAUUCAAAUGAAAACUAAGAUUUGAAAGUUGUUAGGAAUUUAUUAUCUUUAUGUUACAUACUAAUUGGCAUUUGUCAGACACAUUUAUAUUUGAUUCAAGUUGUUACAAGCACCGCAGUUUCAGUAUCCUUUUAAAAUGCUGGUAAUUUGCUGGAGUGAUAAAAUUGCACUUUAAACAUAUUUAACAUUGACACAUUCCAAAUCAAUGUCACCUCUGUUGCCAAAAGAUAGAUCAGUAUAAGAAUUUUGCUUAAUGUAGAAUUAGUGAACAAAACUUGUAAGUGGCUAAUGGGAAAAAGUGUAUGUUUCAGUCAUUUCAUACUGAAAUCACUGAGUUAGUUCCAGAAAAAGACUGCACUUAGAUUCCGCUGAAAUCAGUGGGGCUCAAGCAUAACAAAUGUCAUAUUGAUUUUAAUGUUAUUCAACCGACCUUAUUUAACAUUAUCUAUCUAGAUAAAUGUAUAUUAUUUUUAAGAACAUUUCAGAUAACAUUCUGCUUAACCUUUCUAUCAGGAAAUAUCAAAUGCAAAUUAUAACAGAUCUCUUUUCUUAAGAGUUUAUACUGCAUGUUCUGUCCACCAACAUAUACAGAUGCACCCAAAAUAUUAUAUAUUAAUAAAUAUUUUCUUACAUUUAAAAAAUUUACUUUUCUAUCUCUGCUGCAAUAUAGGCUGAUUUGAAUGUCUCCUUCAAUGCCUUAAUCGUGAUUUAAAACAAUAAAAUCACCAGUAACCGGCAACAGCUGUUUUAUGCAUAAAAUGCCUACUUAACUUGCUGCCUUUAAACAAAUAACAAACAAUGUAUAAAUUGAUUUGAAUAAAGGCUAAAAUAUAAAUGUUUCCUAUGUAUCACUAUGUCAUUUCUAAAUGUGUACUAACUAGGAAGCAUAAAGAAAGUGUUUUCGGCUAAUAAAAUAAGGGAAAAAUGCAAACUGUUUGGAGAGCUAUAGCAGUCUAACAAAUACUAAACAUGCUCCUUGUAUACAAGUAAAUAAAACAUUAAAGUGGUACAUUGUGUUGUUUAUAAUAAAAAUUUUAUAUUCUCCA
Messenger RNA from Varanus komodoensis (Komodo dragon), 5266 nucleotides. It is a transcript of the gene LRRFIP1, whose product is annotated as LRR binding FLII interacting protein 1. The transcript is spliced from 22 exons. Gene Ontology annotation, molecular function: DNA-binding transcription factor activity, RNA polymerase II-specific; RNA polymerase II cis-regulatory region sequence-specific DNA binding. The record is from RefSeq and is a predicted model, not a curated record. Bases 354 to 3788 code for a protein of 1144 amino acids. Lineage: Eukaryota; Metazoa; Chordata; Lepidosauria; Squamata; Varanidae. Gene Ontology annotation, biological process: regulation of transcription by RNA polymerase II.